Messenger RNA from Mya arenaria, 720 nucleotides. Its product is annotated as probable small nuclear ribonucleoprotein G. Gene Ontology annotation, cellular component: U4 snRNP; SMN-Sm protein complex; U2 snRNP. Gene Ontology annotation, molecular function: RNA binding. The coding region runs from base 102 to 332 and encodes 76 amino acids. The record is from RefSeq and is a predicted model, not a curated record. Gene Ontology annotation, biological process: mRNA splicing, via spliceosome; spliceosomal snRNP assembly. NCBI's taxonomy places the organism in Eukaryota, Metazoa, Mollusca, Bivalvia, Myida, Myidae. The transcript is spliced from 4 exons.
GUUUAACCUCGUCUCGCACAAUCUCUAAUACGACGAGACUUUCGAUUUAGCCGGCUUUGUUUACAAAUUGUAAUUUUCUCUUAAAUCCUUAAAAUUCCAAGAUGAGUAAGGCACAUCCACCAGAGCUGAAAAAGUACAUGGAAAAGCGGCUAGCGCUGAAGUUGAAUGGGGGUCGCAAGAUCAACGGAAUCCUGCGAGGCUUCGAUCCUUUCAUGAAUCUUGUCAUUGAUGAGACAGUGGAGGAGACUAAGACCGGCGAGAAACACGCAAUCGGAAUGGUGGUCGUUCGUGGUAACAGCAUAAUUAUUCUUGAGGCGUUGGAUCGAGUCUGAUGGAAUAUCCCAGUGAUAAAUAACAGUUGGUAGUUAACAAGAAUGUGUUUCUGGUGAUUCAAGUUUCACGAUCAAGUGUUUAUUCUAAAAUAAAAGACAGAUUAAGAAGUUCAGCCCACAUAUGAGUGGUAUUCAGAAGCAUACGUUUAAGUUGUCAUCAGAAAAAUAGCAGGCAUCUUCAGGUUGAACCUGAAACAUUAUUUUAAUGAACAAUUCACAUAUUAUGGAUUUCUCAGAAAUGUCAUUCCUUCCACAGGUUAUUCAGCAAUCAUGUCCACAAGUCUCUCAUUUUGCGUAACAUUUUCAUUUAUGUAGAUCAUUGUUUUGAAUGUACAGUUUUGUUUGAUGUAAUUUUAAUAUUUUCAUGUAAAUAAAUGCUUGAAAAAUG